This is a messenger RNA of Anneissia japonica, 1489 nucleotides long. RefSeq names its product exosome complex component RRP4-like. Gene Ontology annotation, cellular component: cytoplasmic exosome (RNase complex); nuclear exosome (RNase complex). Gene Ontology annotation, biological process: TRAMP-dependent tRNA surveillance pathway; U4 snRNA 3'-end processing; CUT catabolic process. The record is from RefSeq and is a predicted model, not a curated record. The transcript is spliced from 8 exons. Bases 11 to 985 code for a protein of 324 amino acids. Lineage: Eukaryota; Metazoa; Echinodermata; Crinoidea; Comatulida; Comatulidae. Gene Ontology annotation, molecular function: RNA binding.
UAGUCCUAUAAUGGUACAUGCUCGUUUGCUCGAACUCCUUCCCUCCAGGGGGUUUGUUGACAAACAACUAAGCCUAGAGCCUAGGCGUCAACAGAGAAAUUACAGUAUGGCUUCAGUCACAAUCCGUGCAGUAGAACGGAAAAAAAAAGAAGGAAGUUUUAAAGAACCAGAAAACCUGGUUACACCAGGUGAUGUCAUAACAACAGAAAGUGGUGUAAUGAGGGGACAUGGCACUUACAUGGUUGAAGAAAAUUUAUAUGCGUCUGUGGCUGGGAUGGUGGAGAAGGUCAACAAACUGAUAUGUGUACGACCUUUGAAAACAAGAUAUAAUGGUGAAGUUGGGGAUGUUAUUGUCGGAAGAAUCACAGAGGUUGGUCAAAAAAGAUGGAAAGUGGACACAAACUGUCGCUUGGAUUCCAUGUUAAUGCUUUCGUCAGUGAAUCUACCUGGUGGAGAAUUACGAAGAAGAUCAGCUGAAGACGCACUUUCAAUGAGAGACUAUCUCACAGAGGGCGAUCUAAUAAGUGCUGAAGUACAAACCAUUUACCAAACAGGCGUUGUCUCUCUCCAUACAAGAAGUUUGAAAUAUGGGAAGUUAGGUCAAGGAAUUUUAGUGAAAGUCUCACCUUCAUUAGUGCUACGACGCAAAACUCAUUUUCACAAGCUUCCAUGCGGAGCUACGGUUAUCCUUGGUAAUAAUGGAUACAUUUGGAUCAGUCAGAAUUCAAAUGAAGAAGAUGAGGAGAUGGCUGGGGGAUUUAUACAAAACUUAGAGCCUGUGCCCAUCGCUGACAGAGAGGUCAUUGUGCGACUUAGUAAUUGCAUCAGAGCUCUUGCACGUCACAGGAUGAUGUUGUAUGAUACAAACAUCCUUUAUGCCUUUGAGGAAUCAUCAAAAUACCAGAUUAAAGAACUGCUUACAACCGAAGUCAUUGAUGAUGUUGUAGAACGGACCCGGAUUCGUCUUGAACAAGAGCAAGCAUAGGUGUUAGUGAUAUCCUUGUGCUGAACCAUAAAAGGCUGGCUUAGAAAACGUAGUAAGACACAGCCCCCGACAUGAUUUAAUGUCACCUUUAAGUCGAAAAAAAUGUUUAAAAAUCUCUCUGCACUCGCACCCGAUAGGGUUAAAAAUCGCAUCAGGCUACGUUUUACUGAGUUGGCAUUGACUUUGUGAUUCAAUUGGCAAUUUAGCCUCAUCUAUGCUAACCUCACCUAGCUUAGCCAGGCCAACCUAUCCUUGCCUAACAUGAACCCAUCUGCAUUCAUUUCAUCUUGGCUUACAAAACAGUAACUAGAGACAACAAAAAAUCAAAGCAAGGUUCAAUGUUACAUAAACAUUCAGCAUGCCUGCUGUUUGCACCUAAUGAAAGGUGAUGGAAUUGAAUUGAAGGUCUUUUGCUAAGGGUGUAAAUUUUAAUAAAAGUUUCCUUUUGGAAAGUCAAAAAAAGAAAAAAUAAAGAAAGAAAGAAAAAGAAAAAAUUGAUCACCC